ACUCUUGCAGUUGUCGCACACUUUGGGCAAAUAUGCAGCUGGUCGGUAUCUUGCUGCUUCAGUUACUUGCGACGACAACGGAUGAGGUUUCAACCCAAGACUAUCAGAAGUACACGGGUUCGGCAUUGACGGGAACAAUUUUAGAUAAGACGACAGCGCGUUCGGCCAUGAGGUGCAGCUCGCUGUGCGCGCAACACGGAAAUACCGGUGAAAGCUGCCACGCGGCUCGCUACAACGGCGAGACACGUGCUUGUGAACUGAUGUCACGCAGUAGCAGUGGCAAGGAGCGGUGGCUGAGUGACGGCGAGUGGAAAAUAUACACGAAUCAGCGGCCAGAAACGACGGCGAGAACGGACAGAGGCAAUGGGACACCUGGAACUUCAACAAACCCGACUAUGACCCCGGUUUCCUCAACAACUUACUAGCCCAAGGAGGCACCUGUAUAUUUCUUUAUAGAAAAAAACAAUGCAAUUCCCUGGUGGGUACACACGUGUGGGUUAGGUUUGAGGUACGUGUGUGAGAAAAAGGAGUUACAUGUACUACUAAACAUUGCCAUGGUUUACAGUGUGUAUCACUGGGUAUUUACUCUGAACCCUUUGUGGCUCGUUUUACAAUAGAAAUGAUUAAGUUUCAAUGUUUCAAAGUUUGAUUCGCAUAACAUCCAGAAGGUCAUGACCCAUGUGGACAAAUAGUAUUAUCAGUAUUUACAGGUGAACGCAUAUACG
Mya arenaria is the source of this 725-nucleotide messenger RNA. RefSeq lists its product as uncharacterized. The coding region runs from base 33 to 425 and encodes 130 amino acids. The transcript is spliced from 2 exons. The record is from RefSeq and is a predicted model, not a curated record. Lineage: Eukaryota; Metazoa; Mollusca; Bivalvia; Myida; Myidae.